Molecule: messenger RNA, 779 nt
Organism: Equus caballus (horse)
Lineage: Eukaryota; Metazoa; Chordata; Mammalia; Perissodactyla; Equidae
Source: RefSeq, a predicted model, not a curated record
ACUCUCCGUAGCCUUAAGAACGCUUCCUCACACACUCACACGGAAGCACCCAGGCCUUUGUGCUCCCGCAGGUACCACCCAAGGCCCCAGUGGAGUGUGGGGAGAAAAGAGGUCUCCUGGUCACUGCAGGUCACACCCGUGGGUGAUAGAGGGUGAGCGUUUACCCUCCCUGUGUGCACUGGUGUGCCCAGCGUACACAAUGGGCACACAGAUCCCUGUGCCCAGACGUCUACAGCAAGGAUGCCUUGGGUGUGCCCCCUGUGCCCUGGGUGCUCAUCAGUCUCUCUUCCCAACAGUACGGCCUCUACACAGCCUACAUGGGGCACUUCGUCCAUUUCUUCCUGGGCACCUCCUGGAUAGUGACUCUGUGGCCCACGGCCAUCAAGUCCCUCCUGGUCUCCUACACCUUCCAUGAGCCCACGUGUGCUGAGGUGCUGCCCUUCCUGGGGGGCUGCAUGCACGUAGCCCUGGGGCUCCAGCUCUUGGCCAGGUUCCUGCUGGACGUCAUCUCCUGCCCCGUCAGUCAUGAAGGGUCCCACCCCCGCUGCUCCUGUCACCAUCGGCCUUGGGCAGAUCAAGGUGGGCUCGCUAGUUGGCGCCGCGGCACCUGCUGAGUAGCAGGACCAUAGCGGUCCUGGUAUGUGCGGACCACACGACACCUUGCUGUUCCAGAGCUCAGAGCACACAGUGCUCGCAUGGGUCCCAUGUAUAAAACGACCCCUCAGGGGAGAUGUUUGGGGAGGGUCAGAUUCUACAGCAGGUGAUUUGAGGGACCGGAA